This is a messenger RNA of Peronospora matthiolae, 855 nucleotides long. Lineage: Eukaryota; Oomycota; Peronosporomycetes; Peronosporales; Peronosporaceae. The record is from the annotation of a GenBank genome assembly.
AUGGCCGCAACCACCGAACCGACUACGAAGACACCAGGGGGUGUCCCGCGAGCCACGCCUGGGCGCGGCUCGCCAGCGCGUGCGCCUACCGCACCCGCAGUCGUCAACGAUGGACCCGCUCGUGAGAGCGGGAAGCGAGACGAUAAGAUCCUCGCCGCGCUCGCCGCACUCACCGAUCGACUGGCGAGCCUCGAGUCGUCGCAGAGAGUGCGAGACGAGGAGGAGUGCAUGCUCGGGGUCGUGGAGAGCGGACUGUUCGCCUCGAAACUCGGCGCCAACAUGCGUGGCCGACCGAUGACGAUAGACACGAUCGGAGACGCGGAGGAGAAGGCACCGGUGCCACGUGGGUACCAGUGCGCGACUGAUCUUGGCGCGUCGCGAUUCGCAUCGCUCGAGCCACCUCGCGCGCGCGCAGCACCGCAGCUGCAGCAGCGCGCACCAGCGUCUGCGCCACCCCCGCAGGAGCAUGCAGCGCUACCUCCGCCGCAACAAUUCGCUCCGCCACAAGCCUAUAUGCGACCGGGCCUCAACGGCUACGGGAUGCCGUCCGCUAGCCAGCAGAAGUUGAACAUACGCAAGUUCGAUGGUACGGAGCUGUACCGCGGACUCGGGAGCGGAUUCUUUGACUGGGGGCGCACGUUUCUGCGCGCGGUGAGCCUCGCGGAAGCGUCGUGUGGUUUCGGAUGGACUGAAGACGUCAAGGUCGACCUGCUUGGGCACUUUCUCGCCGGCACGGCUGAGAGGUACUAUCACAAGCAGGUCGAUACCUGGUGGACGCAAUCACCCACACUGGAGUACAUCAUGGAGCAGCUCCUGCGCACGUUCAAGACGUCAAUCACUGCAACCAGGCGAUGA